CGCCGCGCAAAACGCAUCUAGCCCGAUAUAUUUGUGAUAUCCUAAAUUGUUUGUAGCCGACUGCCAUCUUGAGGCGGUAUCGAGUGACAUGCUUUAGUGUUUAGUUGACACGAAUCUAAACUCAUCUUGAGCAUGUCUUUCAUUAACUCAAUUUAUCAGGUGGCGCACAUUUAGUUUUAUUUCGAAACACGCAAACGUGUAGGAACGCUCGCUCUUGUUUAUAUCAGAAGAUAAAAUGCUAGCUAGCUAACACUUCUUUUAAGUGGCUACUAGCUUCGGCGUUGUUAGCCAUGGAUCCUCUAGGCAUGGUGGAGGAUGAAGUGGCAUUGGAGGGACUGGACGGCAUCACUAUCCCCACUUUGUGGAUACGGCUAGAGGAUAGAAACCCCAAAUUUCCACUCAAGUUGGAUGACGGCACCAAGGAGUUCGUCUGGAGGUCGCUGGUGGCUAACACCGACCUGACAUUUUACCGACUGCCCGUCGAUAGAGACGAUGUGGUACUGUAUGACAGGUUUAAAACAUCUCCUGAUGGAAGCCAUCUUGAUGUAAUGAAGGAUGUUUACCCCCUGCACGUCGUGCAGGACAAUAAGGACGGCAUCCAGGGCUCGUGCGCCACCUUUAGCAAAAGAACUGAUAUCACGGCUCGCCUUCGCUCACCGCCACCCAUCUGUUUGGACGAGGUUUUAAAAAGGUACGGCAGGAAGCUAGUAGUGGUGGCGUCGCAGAAGCUCCGUUUCCGUGCGCUCAUCGGUAGCGAGAGCGACCCUGACACCAAACUAAUGGACGAUUCCUAUUGCAUGCUGGAGCGUGUAGGACGUGGGCGGUGGCAAGGGGAGCUACAGAGUGACCUGCACAAGUCCGCUUUCAAGGUAGACGCACGUAAACUACACUACAUCAGGAAGUCUCUGGACCGCCACGGUCUGCUGAUCAUUCAGCCCUUCACCAAACGUCUCCCGUCGGGACAAAAGCAGAGUUCCAUGCUCCUCUUAUUGAAGCGCUUCAACAUCAUAAGGAGGUCCAAGUACGACAUGCUUAUGGAGUACGUGUCCACCCUUCUUCAGAAGAUGCCCCGUCAGCUGGCUGCAUUAGUCACCAUCCGAGAGCACCUGAAUAUGCCGGAGACCAUGUGUAAGCGCAUCUUUCGCUGCAUGCGAGACAACAAGUUGGUAGAGUAUUGCAAUGUGCCUCUGGAGGAAUUGGAUGAGGAAGGAGGAGACUUGCGUAAUAAAAGUGGCAAAAAAGUCCAGGUGCGCUGCUUGAAGCUGCUGAAAGUGUACACAGGGAAGGUUGCCACGGGCGGGGAGGAGUGGAAGGAGGACGAAGACGACGAUGAAGAUGAUGAGGUUGACAGGAGGCGAGGUCAGCCCCCUGUUGGCCACAUCAUGGAGAAGGACAUAUUGUCACAGGCGUACGACCUGGGUGCGUUUAAUCAGUAUCCUGGUCAGGCUUACUUGUGGCUGUUAUUUGAUUUUUUUGCUGUUGAUGAUGCAGUUCUAUCAUCUGGCACCCUUGGAAUCCCACAGUCGGGCGUUCGGUCCAGGAUGAACAUCGGCAGGCUGGAAGCUCGCAUGAUCUGUAGGAAGUUAGAGAAAGAUGGUAUCAUCAAAGGCUUCAUGGUGGACGAAGGCCGCCAGAGAGUAACAAGGUUCAUCGGCCAUAGGAGUGUGGGUGGGAGCAACCACCUGCAGCUCCUCUCAAAAGAGAAGCAACGCAAGAAACUUUUCCACUCCUCGACCUCACCUGCAUCACCUAGCGGACCGGAGGCCUCCCCGGCCAAUGGUAAACAACCACAGAAAACUCCAAAGAAGAGCAAAGCGGCAAGUAAAGGGGAAGAAAAGAAAAAACAGGACACGAGUUUGGAAUCUGGAGGGAAGAAAUCGAGACAAAAGCCUGCAAAGGAGUCUGAGGCCACCCUUGCAGAAGCUGCUCCGUCUCCAGUGCUUCCAGCAACACAGCCUGAUAGCACAUCAGAGCACGCUUCAGCUGAGGAAAAACAGAGUCAGGAAGAAUCCUUGCCUCCACACCAGGAGAAGGAGGGGAAUGCAUCGAACGGAGCAACGGACAUCAUGGAAGUGGAUAGUGUUUACAGGCUGCCGAUCUCCAACAGCAAUAGGAGCCAAGAAACAUACCGCGUGCUAAGGAGAAAGAACCUCAUCAUCGAAGCUGUGCACAAGUUUAAAGUCAUCGACGGCCUUUACCAGCUGCAGAAGUUGAUCAACGAAGAAGAGAAGCUGCAGGGUUUCACAACCAAGUGCUGCAAGAAGACCACGGCACGCCUUGUUCAGACUCUGUCCAGAGAAGGGCUGCUCAAAAUUUUUACCACAACCGUUAUACAAGACGGCAUCAGCAGGAAGCUCGAAAUGUUCGUUCAUCCGUCUGUCCAGCCCAAGGACAAACUGGUGACGGAUAGCAUUGAUCAGGCCCGCUUCAAAAUCAGCAGCUCCUGCUCUGCUCCAUGCCAGCAGAAGGUGAGCAGCGACAGCGUCCGCAGAGUGAAAACGGAUGAGCCCAGCAAGAGUUUCAGGAGCUUCAGUGAAGUCAAGAAGGAAUACAAGAAAGAAUACAAGAAAGAAGAGGCAUUCAAGCCCCCUUACAUUCGUGGACUUGGCAAGACGCUUGGAUUCCAGCCGAAAAUGCACCGCCUCCGCGUUUUGCAUUCCUUCCUCUGGUAUGUCACUUACGAUCACCCUAUGGGGCCACGGCCCACCAGGCUGACAGCCCCUCAAGUUGCUGCCGUGGUCGACAAAGAGCCACAGGACACAAAGGAAGACGAUGUCCCCCAAAAGGAUUUGGAAGCGGCAUUGUCAGGAGAUGAUGAUGAAACACAAACUGAAACUGCCAGUCACUCAAAAUGUGAUAUAAAAGUUUACUCUGAAGAGGAUUCGUGGAAAAGGUUCGUCCCGCCGGUUCGCACGCACAGCGAUCGAGGCAGCGGUUGGGUGCUCGUGGGCGACUUGCUCCAUUGCUUGCCGCUAUCCAUAUUCAUCCAGCUCAUUCAGAUUAACUAUCAGGUUGACGGCUUGGAAGAGUAUUUAAACGACCCGGUGAAGCAACACCAUCUGGUUUGGCAGCUGCCCCUCGGAAUUAGAAGGAAGCUCUUUUACAAACGGAAAUACGUUUUUAUCUUCUUUGAGAACCUGCAGCGCUUGGUCUGCAUGGGCCUGAUGCAAUUUGCUCCUGUGGAGAAGAUGAAGGAGAAAGACCAGCUGUUUUGUUACCUGAAGCGCUGCGCCACCAUUGUAGAUACCACCAACGCAGAACCGCACUAUUGGCUGGUUAGCGAGCCCACCGACAGCCCCUUUGACAGACGCCGCUACACCUUCAAUAGCACGGACGAUGUGGACACAUACUGGUUCGACCUCAUGUGCGUCUGCCUCAACACGCCUCUGGGGUUGAUUCGUCCUAAGCGAGGCGCCUCCGAAGACGACGCCCCGCCCUCCUUUGUGCACGAGCGAAGUGUCUUUGUGGGAAUGGCUUCCUUACUCAAGGGCAGCUAUGUGGUGAGCGACGACGGCACCACACCGGGCAACGGAAAAGGUGCGGGAGGUCUCGACUCUGAGUUCUUUGCCCAUCUAAAGCGCAACUGGCUGUGGACAAACCACCUGCUGGGCGUCAAGCAGCGCCCUGGCAUGACAGCGAAAGUUGAGAAAGCCAGAGUGAGACUGAAGAGCCUGUUAAGUAAAGAGUCGAUGCUGGCCGCGUUGAAAGCCGGAGCUUCUUUGCCGCGAUUCUUGACAGCCAAGAAAAUGGUAGUCGCAGAAGAAAAUGUGGAGGUGGCGAUUGAGCCGGCAUCUCGAAACCAGGAGGUGGUCGGAGGGAAGUGUCGGAAGCGGAAGAGACUCAAAAAGCAAGUCGUCAAAGUUCCUCGCAAGAAGAAAAAAGAACCCAAAAAGCGCACUCCUGCUCACGACGAGGCCGACCACCGAGCGUUGAAAAAGAUGACGAGGCAGCGAGUUUUCUGGACGUUGCAGGAAGACUCUCUGCUAAUGCUGUGCGCCGUGGCUUCGCAUCUACUCAACAGCAAGUUGCGGAGGUUGUUCGUGGCCCAUUGUUUAGUGCGAGACCUUCUCCAGGCCUCGUUUAAUCUCUCUGAGGACAAAACGUCAGUGGCCGUCGGUCGGCGCACUCGUUAUAUCCUCAAGAAUCCGCAAACGUUCCUCAACUACAGAACCUGUUUGGCUGAAAUCUACCAGGACAAAGAUCUGCUGAACCAGCUUCAGGAAAACAAACCUGUCAAUCCUAAUGAUGCAGAUGAUUGCGCCAAAUCAUUCAAUGAGUACGUCAAGCUCCUCAGAAACAAGUUCAGCUCGGUCAUCAAUGCCGACGAUGUAAAACUGCCCGCAACUAAACAGCAACUCUUCUCGCAGUUUAAAGUAUGCACAAUACAGAGCGACCAGCAGAUUCCCUCCAGAGACGACCUGACUUGCACAACGGACAUCCAUAAGUUAGUGUUGUUCAACCUCAUUCAAAGUACGCUAGCCAUGACCAACUAUCAGAUGAAGUCUUCAAGAUCCUUUCAGACUUUCCAAAUUUAUAGUCAGUACCCGCAAGAGCUACUGUGCCAGGUGUUCAUCCAGUGCCGCAAACGUCACAUGGUCAACCGGCGCCGCGUUCAUCAAUCCACGGGACCCAAGAAAAACCGAGCGCUGCCCAUCUUGCCCAUGUCCUUCCAGCUUUCUCAGUCCUACUACAGGUUAUUUUCAUGGCGUUUUCCUCACACGCUGUGCACCGACACAUUCCGCUUUUUGAGGAGUUUACUUAACAACGGUUCGGGCGACGAGAGGCCUGCAGUCUCCUACUUCCACGAGACAGAAAACCGUGUGGAGAGUGGCGAGGAAGCACCGGAAAGGCCCCUACCUGUAGUAACCGAGGAAGCCGAAGGCAGCCCAAACUCUGGUUCGGAACCUUCGGGGAUGAUGCGCUACCCUCUGGACUCUCCUGGAGGAGCCUGCAUGGUGUCGCUGACGCUGAUGAGUUUAGGACUGCUGUCUGUACAUUUGUCCAUCCCUAAGAAGAUGGUGGUGGUGGACAGCAACCUGGUGGACACUGAUGUCAAGAGCAUGGCGACAUUAGAAGAAGAGGAUGACGAGGACGAUGACGUUGCCGGCGGGGUGUGCGAGGGCAAAAAAAAACGGCAAGUCACAGCUCACCAGGCAUCGCACACCAAGUACCUGUUGAUGAAAGGAUUUUGCUUUCCCGGCAUCGUCAAACUCCGCAACCUGAGCACCAAUGAAAACAUCGUAGUGGAGUCGUGCGGGAUCAUGAUGCGGUUGCGACAAACUCCGGGUCACGGCUUUCUGAAGGACGCCGCCCACCUGGAAUUGUCCAAAACAGGCCCGUCCCUGCUGCCGUCCGUCCUGACCCGGUGCAUCCAGAAUGUUCCGUUGACUCCGGCCCAGCGUUCCGGGUACUCACCUGAAGACCUGCAGGCGAGCGCCCAGCUGAGAAAGAGCCUGGAUGAAGCCGGAGAGAUGGGAGUGGACCAGACAGACUUGUUCCAGCAGCUCGCUCACCUCCGUUUGCCGAUAUCUGGACGAAGCAGGAGCUUAGUGCAGUACCUCGGGGAUUUACAAGAAGAUGGACAGAUCCUCCAGGUGGGCGGUUAUGGCAUCCGCUGGGUACUGACCGAACAUGCAGAGCCCUGGAUUCUCUCCGUCAACUCCGGGGACUGGCACCAGCCGCAGGUCCCCUCUGGUAAGAGGCGAUCCCAGCACAACAUCCCCUUCAUUCGCAAGAGGCGGCGGCGACUCGCAGCUUUAGAAGAUGACAAAACAGAAGGGGAGCCACCGAGUAAAAAAUUGUUGACGGACGAGAUCGUUGAAAAAGAGGAAGCGCAACCCGUGAUGACAGAAGGAGAGGACCACAUGGAAAAGGUUACCACGGAACGCGAGAGCGGCGAAAACGAUGAAAAGAACCCUCCCCUCAAAGAGGAUGAGACAGAGGACGUGGAGAAAGACAGAGAAGCUCCACCGGUGCCACAAGUGGACCCUCACGAGGAGAUGGUCAGCUUCAUCAGCCGUCCAUGGCGCUUGGUGGAUGGGACGCUCAACCGUCAAGUGUGCAAAGGCAUGCUGGAGGGUCUCCUCUACCACAUCAUGUCCCGUCCAGGCAUCCCUGAGUGGAGGCUUCUGUCUCACUAUGAGGAUGUGCUGCAGCCUGUCGUGGUUCUGGAUUUGGUUCAGUCCUUGAUUGAACUGGGCUGCAUAACAAAGAAAACUCUGAUCAAAAAAGCCAAGCCCACCCUGUUCGGAACCCCGGUGACGCAAGAGCAGACGGAGGAGAAAGAAUGCGUGUUUUAUGAGCCCACAGUAAGCUGCUGCCUCAGACUCGCUCAGGUGCUGCCCAACGAACGCAACUGGAACUAUUGUCACAAAUAGUUUUUUAAAACUCCAUAAUUCCUGUAAAAUUCAAAUGAAAUAAAGACUUCUCAUAUCAAAUAAUUUUGCAUA
Corythoichthys intestinalis (scribbled pipefish) is the source of this 6449-nucleotide messenger RNA. Its product is annotated as general transcription factor 3C polypeptide 1-like. The record is from RefSeq and is a predicted model, not a curated record. NCBI's taxonomy places the organism in Eukaryota, Metazoa, Chordata, Actinopteri, Syngnathiformes, Syngnathidae. The transcript is spliced from 37 exons. Gene Ontology annotation, cellular component: transcription factor TFIIIC complex. Bases 291 to 6377 code for a protein of 2028 amino acids. Gene Ontology annotation, molecular function: DNA binding. Gene Ontology annotation, biological process: transcription initiation at RNA polymerase III promoter; 5S class rRNA transcription by RNA polymerase III.